Gracilinanus agilis (Agile Gracile Mouse Opossum) is the source of this 1389-nucleotide messenger RNA. It is a transcript of the gene SLC7A11, whose product is annotated as solute carrier family 7 member 11. The record is from RefSeq and is a predicted model, not a curated record. NCBI's taxonomy places the organism in Eukaryota, Metazoa, Chordata, Mammalia, Didelphimorphia, Didelphidae. Gene Ontology annotation, biological process: amino acid transmembrane transport. The transcript has 11 exons. The coding region runs from base 1 to 1389 and encodes 462 amino acids. Gene Ontology annotation, molecular function: L-amino acid transmembrane transporter activity. Gene Ontology annotation, cellular component: membrane.
AUGGUCAGGAAGUCUGUAGUGUCCGCCAUCUCCAAUGGAAGCUACCUCCAGGGGGAUGCCCAUGGUCACUUGCCCACCGUGGGGAGCAAAGAGCCCUUGGAGCAGGAGAGGGUGGUAUUGAAGAAAAAAAUCACGCUGCUGAGGGGCAUCUCCAUCAUCAUUGGCACCAUCAUCGGGGCUGGCAUCUUUAUCUCCCCCAAAGGAGUUCUCCAAAACACGGGCUCUGUAGGCAUGUCUCUGAUCGUCUGGACAGUCUGUGGGAUCCUGUCUCUGUUUGGAGCUUUAUCUUACGCUGAAUUGGGAACAUGUAUAAAGAAAUCUGGUGGUCACUAUACUUAUAUCUUGGAAGUCUUUGGACCUUUGCCAGCUUUCGUCAGAGUCUGGGUGGAGCUGCUUAUAAUACGCCCUGCUGCCACUGCUGUGAUAUCCUUGGCAUUUGGACGCUAUAUCCUGGAACCAUUUUUUAUUCAGUGUGAAAUCCCAGAACUUGCAAUCAAGCUAAUUACGGCCGUGGGCAUCAGUCAUACAGAACACUUUAGAAAUGCCUUUUCAGGAAACGAUGCCAGUAUUAUGGGAUUACCAUUGGCUUUUUAUUAUGGAAUGUAUGCAUAUGCUGGCUGGUUUUACCUCAACUUUGUUACUGAAGAAGUAGAAAAUCCUGAGAGAAAUGUUCCUCUUGCAAUAUGUAUAUCAAUGAUCAUAGUUACAGUUGGCUAUGUCCUAACGAAUGUGGCCUACUUUACUACCAUCAGUGCUGAGGAAUUGCUGCUCUCGAAAGCUGUGGCAGUGACCUUUGCAGAGAGGCUUUUGGGAAAAUUCUCAUUAGCAGUCCCUGCCUUUGUUGCCCUUUCCUGCUUUGGUUCCAUGAAUGGGGGAGUUUUUGCUGUCUCCAGGUUGUUUUAUGUUGCUUCCCGUGAGGGUCACCUUCCAGAAAUCCUCUCCAUGAUUCAUGUCCGCAAGCACACUCCUCUGCCAGCUGUCAUCAUUUUGUACCCUUUGACGAUGAUAAUGCUUUUCUUCGGAGAUCUUUAUAGUCUUUUGAAUUUCCUCAGUUUUGCCAGGUGGCUUUUUAUUGGGCUAGCAGUUGCAGGGCUGAUUUAUCUCCGAUACAAACAGCCAGAUAUGCAUCGUCCUUUCAAGGUGCCACUGUUUAUCCCAGCGCUGUUUUCCUUCACGUGCUUUUUCAUGGUGAUCUUGUCCCUUUAUUCGGAUCCACUCAAUACUGGGAUAGGCUUUGGGAUCACACUAACUGGUGUCCCGGCAUACUACUUCUUCAUUGUCUGGGACAAGAAGCCAACGUGGUUCCAGAGAAUAUCAGGUAGAAUAACCAGAACCCUGCAGAUCUUGCUGGAAGUUGUGCCCACGGAUGAUGACCAAAAUAAAUCAUGA